GAGCCACGUGAGGGUGUGUUUUUUUGUUCCUCCUGAGAUUCUAGUGAGCCGUUGUGGCUACCUUUGCUGGGGGAUUUCUGGCGGGAUUUUAUUUCUCAUUCCAUGCUGCGUCUUCUCUGGUUGCGUGGUUUGUUUUUGCAACCCAGUUCCAGAUGUCGCAGCAUUGCUUCCAGAAUGAGUACUUUGACAGCUUGCUGCGUGCUUGCAAGCCGUGUCACCUGCGCUGUUCCAAGGCCCCUCCGGUAACAUGCCAGCGCUUCUGUAAUGCAAGUGUGUCCAGUUCGGUGAAAGCAACGAACGCCAUCCUCUGGACCUGCCUGGGCCUGAGCCUGAUGGUCUCUUUGGCUGUGUUUGUGCUGAUGUUUCUGCUGAGGAAGAUGAGCUCGGAGCCAUUAAAGGCUGAAGACAAAAACACAGGUUCAGGUCUCCUGGACGUGGCAAAAGCUGUCCCAGACAACAGGCAAAUGGGAAAUGAGAUAACUCUUCCAAGAGGCUUGGGGUACACGGUCGAGGAGUGUACUUGUGAAGACUGCAUCAAGAGCAAGCCCAAGGUCGAUGCUGAUCAUUUCUUUCCACUCCCUGCCAUGGAGGAAGGCGCGACCAUUCUUGUCACCACGAAAACUAAUGACUAUUCUAAUAGCCUGCUGCUUGCUUAGAGUGCUACAGGGUAGAGAAAUCAGUUUCUAUGGGAUGAUUUAUCCUCUUGACCAGUGCAGAGCUACUUCCCACAAUCUUCAUUGAGAAGAAACAAGGUACAGUGUCGGAUCUCUAGAGGGUGAUCGCAUUCUGUCAGUUGCUGCUAUAGCGUUUUGUCCUCUGAUUCUGCAAAACCUUUGUUAUGUACAUUUCUGUACCUUAUGCUGAAAACUUAACCAUGGAAACUUCCUUGAUCUCAUGAUUAAACUCUUGACUCACUGGGGAAAAAAA
Ochotona princeps (American pika) is the source of this 927-nucleotide messenger RNA. RefSeq names its product TNF receptor superfamily member 17 (gene TNFRSF17). The record is from RefSeq and is a predicted model, not a curated record. Bases 153 to 656 code for a protein of 167 amino acids. Gene Ontology annotation, biological process: tumor necrosis factor-mediated signaling pathway. Lineage: Eukaryota; Metazoa; Chordata; Mammalia; Lagomorpha; Ochotonidae. The transcript has 3 exons. Gene Ontology annotation, molecular function: signaling receptor activity.